Messenger RNA from Paramecium octaurelia, 184 nucleotides. The record is from the annotation of a GenBank genome assembly. NCBI's taxonomy places the organism in Eukaryota, Ciliophora, Oligohymenophorea, Peniculida, Parameciidae.
AUGAUAACUGAAAACAAAAUUUAAAUAUCUUAAAGUCGACGAUUAAGUGACAGGAGAUGUUUUGAUUCAAUAAUAGUUUUGCUCGAGGAAUGGAUUAACUUUCUGGAUAUGGUUUUGAGAUACAAUAAGAAGAUGAUGUACAAUAAUUUAUUAUAAAAUUUUUAGUUAAGGGAUAUAAUAAUGA